GAUCUUUCUCUCUCUCUCUCUUUUCUUCACUCUAUAUAUUUUUUAAGGCCUUGUCGUACAGUUUAUUAAGAUAGAUAGAUAUCUACCAUGUCUUUAAAAGAGAAAGAAGUAGGACAAAAAACAUCUACAGAAAAUGAACCAUCUAUUCUGUCAGAAAAUGACUAUGAAUUUGGACAGACUGAAUUUAUUGAUGUAGACCGCUCAAAAGGUUGUUCCUCAUUCAUGGCAUUUUUCAACGUGUUUUGUAUUGUUGCUGGCACAGGCAUCCUUGGUUUACCUUACGCUUUGAAACAGGGCGGCUUCAUUAGUCUUCUCAUUCUUUUCUUAUCUUGGUUAAUGUCUACUUACACAGCUACUAUCUUGAUCCGCUGUCUAUAUGCCAAUGGGAAAGCUCGCUUAUCUACUUACAAAGAAAUUGCUACUUCUGCUUUUGGUUGGUUUGGUGGCUGGCUGGCUUUUUUCUUUAACACUUGGAUUUUACUUGGCGUUCCUGUCCUUUACUUAGUCUUGUCUGGCACAAACAUCAACACACUCUGUGCAGGAACCUCAGCAGAGGUUGGCCUCAAGCCCUGGACUAUCAUUUGUUGUGUUGCUGUAGGCAUACCUUUUGUGUUCAUUAAGAGCAUGAAGGAAGCUGCCUGGAUGUCUGCUUUGAGUACCAUCACAAUCCUUAUUGUUGUUGUGAUUGUUUUCAUUAUGUGCGGCAUUGAUAGCCCCAACCAUGUCAGUGUUCAUCGAGACACUGUCAUCUGGGAUAUGUUCCCUAUUGCACUUAGUACCAUCUCUUUUAGUUUUGGUGGCAACGUUGUCUAUACUCAUGUUGAAGCCUCCAUGAAGAAGCCUCAAGACUGGACCAAAGUCAGUGUUGCUAGUCUCAGCACUUGUGCAAUUUUGUAUCUCGGCGUAGCUAUUGCAGGCUACAUUGUAUAUGGUGACCAAGUACAGAACCCCAUAUACUUUUCUAUCCCAUCCGGCGCACCCCAAACGGUGAUUAUUGUGCUGAUCACUGUCCACUGUCUGGCCACAGCACCGAUUCUUGCGACCUCGUUCAGUCUGGACAUUGAAGAGAUGUUUGAUAUUAGUGUUGAACGCUUUGGCAAGGUGAAGGAGUUCCUUGUGCGAGCUGUUGUGCGCAUUGCGACGAUGGUGGUAAUUGCUAUCAUUGCAUGUUUUGUGCCUCACUUUGGAGCAUUGAUGUCAUUGAUUGGUGCUUUUGCCAACUGUACUAUGGUGUUUGCAUUGCCUGUCUUUUGCUAUCUUAAACUCACAGGUGUUCGCAAUAAGCCCAUCUAUGAACUCGUCUGGUGCUUCUUUACUGUACUUUUGGGUAUUGUAGGUCUUGUUUUCGGUACAAUGGAGGCUGUUCAAGAGCUUAAGAGUUCGUACUAG
Molecule: messenger RNA, 1389 nt
Organism: Gilbertella persicaria
Lineage: Eukaryota; Fungi; Mucoromycota; Mucoromycetes; Mucorales; Choanephoraceae
Product: transmembrane amino acid transporter protein-domain-containing protein
Exons: 2
Coding region: 88-1389 (433 amino acids)
Biological process (GO): amino acid transmembrane transport
Cellular component (GO): vacuolar membrane
Molecular function (GO): amino acid transmembrane transporter activity
Source: RefSeq, a predicted model, not a curated record